AUGGCAGACUCAUAUAACUCGAAGAAACUAAAAGAAUUGUUAGAACUAUUAUCUUUGAACAAUGGCGAUACUCAAAAGUUAACUCAGCAACAGCGCAAGGACUUUGAAGACUAUAAGUUCUGGAAAACGCAACCUGUCGCUAAAUUUGAUGAAAAAAUUGAUGAAGAAGGUCCUGUUCAUGGUAGUAUGAAAGUUGAAGAUGUGAGGGCAGAGCCAUACCCUUUAUUGGAGGAGUUUGAGUGGAGUACUCUAGAUAUAACCGAUUCUAAGGAUUUGGAGGAUGUCUUCGUUCUUUUAAACGAAAACUACAUUGAAGACAAAGAUUCAACUUUUAGAUUUAACUAUACAAGAGAAUUUUUCAAUUGGGCAUUAAAGCCGCCUGGGUGGCGCAAGGACUGGCACGUUGGUGUCCGUGUGCGUUCUUCAGGCAGGUUGGUUGCAUUUAUUAGCGCUAUUCCAACUAUUUUGGAGGUUAGAGGGAAGCCUUUGAAAAGUGUGGAAAUCAAUUUCUUAUGUGUGCACAAGAAGUUAAGAGCCAAGAGGUUGACGCCAAUUUUGAUCAAGGAAAUUACAAGACGUGUAAACUUGCAAGAUAUAUGGCAUGCGCUCUAUUCCGCUGGAGUUAUUCUACCAUCUCCAGUUUCAACAUGUCGUUACACCCAUAGACCGCUCAACUGGUCAAAGUUAUACGACGUCGGCUUUACAGCAUUGCCCGCUAAUGCUACCAAAUCGGAAAUGGUCGCCAAAUACACAUUGCCCAAGAACACACUAGUAAAGGGUUUAAGACCAAUGGUGGAAGAUGAUAUUGACGCCGCCCAUGCGCUUUUUAAUAAAUACCAGGCAAGAUUCGAUCUUGUGCAGUCAUUUGACAAAGAGGAAUUCAAACAUUGGUUCUUGGGCAACGCUGAUACUCCAAACGUGAUUUAUUCAUACGUCGUUGAAAAAGAAGACGGUUCAAUCUCCGACUUUAUGUCCUUCUAUUCGUUGCCAUUUACCAUUUUAAAUAGCAAACUGCACAAAGAAUUAGGUAUUGGGUACCUAUUCUACUAUGCUUCCGAUGCAGACUUCGCCUACGAUGACAGAUUUGAUCCUGCGGGCACCGAGCUCUUGCGUAAUAGACUCAAGCAGCUCGUAAAUGACAUCUGCAUCAUUGCUCGUGAUCAAAAAAUGGAUGUUUUGAACGCAUUGUCCUCCCAAGAUAAUAACUUAUUUUUGCAAGACCUAAAAUUUGGCCUUGGAGACGGCUUUUUGAACUUCUACUUAUUCAACUAUAAAGCUAAACCUAUUAGCGGCGGGAUCACAGAGCAAAAGAAGUUGGAUAAUAUUAUGCGUAGCAAUAACGGUAUUGUGAUGUUAUGA
Molecule: messenger RNA, 1359 nt
Organism: Eremothecium sinecaudum
Lineage: Eukaryota; Fungi; Ascomycota; Saccharomycetes; Saccharomycetales; Saccharomycetaceae
Gene: NMT1
Product: glycylpeptide N-tetradecanoyltransferase NMT1
Exons: 1
Coding region: 1-1359 (452 amino acids)
Biological process (GO): N-terminal peptidyl-glycine N-myristoylation
Cellular component (GO): cytoplasm
Molecular function (GO): glycylpeptide N-tetradecanoyltransferase activity
Source: RefSeq, a predicted model, not a curated record